This is a messenger RNA of Biomphalaria glabrata, 2527 nucleotides long. RefSeq lists its product as uncharacterized. NCBI's taxonomy places the organism in Eukaryota, Metazoa, Mollusca, Gastropoda, Planorbidae. The record is from RefSeq and is a predicted model, not a curated record. The transcript has 5 exons. Bases 191 to 1501 code for a protein of 436 amino acids.
AAAUAAAGCUAAUAACAAAAUGGGGUCGGCGAUGUAGGGUUAGGACGGCCUUUAGAUUUGGGUGCUGGGAUUUAGACUAGAUCUAGGUUUAGAUUUGAAGUGUUAGGAACUGGGUCAAUAUAUAGGUCAAAAUAGAACACAGCUUUGUAAGCAUUUGGAAUUUAGGCUGACAUUAGGGUAAAGUUAAAGCAUGGAGUUGAUGGGCAUCACACGGGAGGCUACCUAUCUCUGGACACAUGAGAACAAAGGUCCUUGUGGAAGCACACUACCCAGCCACCAAAAACAGUCCGCUAACACAAGGUUACCAUGGCGACAGAGUAGAUACGUCCCAGCGACAACCACCGUCUCCACAUGCCCGAUAACUUCUGAACCUUUACUUCCACUUAGCACUGCAGCUCUUCCCAACAGGGAUGUGCCAGACGUGGCUCCAACUUCCUGCUAUUCGCAAAGGCAGCUGGGAAACAACAUCUUUUUCCCCUACAGGAAACAGAUCGUUGCGAGUAAAAUAAUAACACUGCCAGAGCCACCCGAUGACGCAGAACAUAUGCUAUCCCAGCAUGCAGGUUUGUAUGUAGGCCAAUAUCCAGCCAGCCAGGAUGUGUCUGUCCUAUCCAUCUCCAAGGCUGUGCCAUCUUUACGUCGCGACCCUGAACUUCCGAUGACCCCGAACGUAGGACGCAGCGUCCAGCUUGAAGAGUUUGUCCGAGCUUAUGGGGCUUCGAAUGGCUGCUAUCCACCUCCCCCAAGCAACGCGGCCCACAAAACCCUAGAUCAUGGCCAACAACAGCAGGUGGAGCAUACCAAACAGGCCUACUCUGGCAGCUCCUACAAUUCCCCAACCUCGCACUUCUCCUCCGACAUGCGGUUCAUGAAGAACGCCAUGAGGGCCCACCGAAGAGACAAGCAGCUUCAGAUGAACAGAGGUGUGCCCAUCGACGGGGACCGGGUCGUCAAUGAAGGCGACACAGACUGGCACCGUGUGAUGAUGCUGGAUGGCCGUUCCAGGCCUUGCCCAGACGACCCUGAACACGAUCGCUCGCAGAGCUUCAGAAUUCCAGACGGUAUGGGUGGAGUCUGUUACAUUUACCCUAAUAAGCCAGCGUCGGAUACACAAGAGGGUAAGCCAACAUGUGGAGGCGGGAAGAUGGCGCCGAGCGGACAGAAGGUAAUUGAUAGUGCACUCGAGGAUACUAUUAAGCAAAUGAAGACCAUCUCUUUAGCCAGGGAUGUUUUAUACGAACGUCUCAUCAUUAGCGACGCAGCCAUCCAUGAGUUAAAACAGAAAAUCUACAGCUUGCCUUCAUGUGACAGGUCAAUUGAUUCUCCAGAUCUUCUUAAGAUAAACGACCUUCAGAAGUAUCAUGAUCACCUGCUGAAUGAGAUAAGACGGCACGAUCGAGAGUUAAAUAAAUUAUGGAAGCAUCAAUUCGAACUGGAAACCACGCUGACCAACCAACUUCUAGAUGAGGUCAAGUCCGCUUCCAUAGUCCCCAGUAAUUAGUUCAGAAAUUCUCGAAUGUUGAAUGUCGCCCACCCAAAUAUUUUAUAUUAUCUAAAAUAAUUAGAUCUAUAGGGAACCAGCGUAUUUUGUUCAAUGUACUUCCUAUAUAAAAAAAAAUAUUUUCUAUCUGGACGUAUGUGUAGUCACAAGAGGUAUAAAUGAUGCGAGGCCGACGUAUUUAUAGUAGAGUCAGCACAAAAAGUUUGUACUUCUUAUGUUCAUGAGUUCAGAAAGUAAACAGCAAACGUUGAAACCGCAAUGCUCCUUGAAACAAAAAUUUGGCGACGGAAACGACCAGAUAAUUUUAUUUUCGUCUCUUGUAUGUACAUGUGUGUGUGUGUGUGUACGUGUGGUGUGCGUUUGUUUCUGUGGUUUUUUUUUUAACGCUUGUCUAUGUUUUAAGAUCGUCCCUCAUUAAAAAAAAACGCAAUAUUUGAAUUUAUUUGAUCCAGACCAAAGAGACUCAAUAUAAAGUGUAGGACCAAAUAAUUUUAUUUUCGUCUCUUGUAUGUACAUGUGUGUGUGUGUGUGGUGUGCGUUGUUUCUGUGUUUUUUUUUAACGCAUGUCUAUGUCCAGACCAAAGAGACUCAAUAUAAAGUGUAGGUCUAAUAAUGUCCUUCGACCAAUAUUUUUUUGCUGUUAAAGAAAGCUUUAUUUUUUCUUCCUUAAAUAUUUUCCUUACUUUUUUUUCGGACUAAAUGCUAUGUACACGUCUGAAACCAGGCUACACACACGUUCAAUGGGAUACACUCUAAUAUGCCACCUCUGAGAGAUCUUCUGCUUAUGUAAAAAAAAAAUAUGUUCAACCUGUUUAAUCUGUUAGUUACUUAGAAACUAGUUCGUAAUGAGACCAAAUAUUGUUUUUAAAGCCAAAUAAAAGAUUUAGCAAAUGUCCAAUGUACACAAUGGAUUGAAUAGACGUGAAUAAAAUCGCAUCAAUGUCGACCCUAAGGUUUGUGGGAUACAUUAUAAAAAAAAAUGUAUAACAUCAAAUGAAAAAUAAAUAAACACAAAUUUGUACAAGA